Messenger RNA from Funneliformis caledonium, 1350 nucleotides. The record is from the annotation of a GenBank genome assembly. NCBI's taxonomy places the organism in Eukaryota, Fungi, Glomeromycota, Glomeromycetes, Glomerales, Glomeraceae.
AGAAAGGAAUUAAAACAUUUGUUAUUACCCAUUAACACUAAUUUAUUACUUUCAUUAGAAUUAAGCAGAGCUUUCAGCAUUGAUUAUAAAGAUAAUGAUGAUUUCAUAUGUGAACUGAAAGAACAAUUGAAUGUAAUUACUAAUUCAGAAGGCUAUUUUAAUUAUCUGCCAGUCAUUCAAUCAUCUGGUUAUGGAAAAAUUAGGGCUGUUUGCCAGCUUGCUAAAUCUCACCCACUAAUAUAUGUGUGUUUUCAUUCAAAAACUUCAACUGGGCAUCCACCUGCUACACCAAAAAGCAAUAUCAUGCAUCAAGAGCUAAUGAAUAUGAAGAAUAUAGAUGAAGCUCAUACUGUGGCAUUUUCUUGGCUGAGAUCAAUGAUUCAAGUAUUCUGUGAGAUGGGAUUAGAAAAAAAAUCUGAAGACUUGUUAUAUAAUGAAUCUUUUUCAUUGUUAGUUAACAAAAACAAAACGGAUAUAGGAUUUAGAGCAAUUCGUAAAGUACUCUUGGAUCUUAGACAAUACUCAUAUGAUAUACUCACAGAUCCCAACUCCUCAGUUGCUAAUCUAGCACUUUCAAAGGAAGAUGAUCCAUCAGCACGUGGUAAAUUGAGCAUCUGUAAACCAUUCUUCUAUAUUUCAACACAUGAUUGUUUAAGAGGCUUUAAAAAACUUCCACAUGAAGAUGAUGAUUUGGGAUAUAGUAUUAUUCAAUUUGAUAUAAUUUGUCUUGCAAAACAGAAGCUUCUUGGUGGUGUUGUUUCUUGGAAAUAUCUUAAUGAAGUAGACAAGAAAAUAGCAGCACUUGCUGUAGUUUCCAGUGUUACAACUACAUGUCUCUCCAGUUUUAUCUAUUACAAGUGCUUUGAACCUGUAAUGUCAGAAGCAGCAUUAGAAUUGCUUUCAGAGAAAAAUGUUGAAUUUGAAAUACUGGGUGAACUGGGUAAUACCUUUCAAUCAGGUGGCAUCCUUGAUGCUGGUAGUCAAGGAGAACCAGUUGUGAGAUUGCUGUUUUUAGGUACUUGGUGUUACCUUAUCUCCUCAAAAAGAGGGAAAAGCCCCAACAAUAAGGUCAAAAAUUAUAAAGAUAAGCAAUCCCAAAAUACAAUGAGAAGAAAAACUGAACCAUCACUUUCACCAGAGAUUGUUUUCACUGAAGAGCUAAAAAAAUGUAUUGGAAAAAAUAAUUUAGGAAUAUAUUUAAAUAUUGGACAAGCAUAUAUGGAAGAACCUUUUAUUCAACCAUGUUUUUAUGAUAGGAAAAAAGUUACCUUUGAUACUGAUCUAUCUAUAACAAUCACUACUCGUUCUCAGUCUACAUUUAAGCUACCUGAAGAUAAACUUUAUAAUUGA